Molecule: messenger RNA, 453 nt
Organism: Solanum dulcamara
Lineage: Eukaryota; Viridiplantae; Streptophyta; Magnoliopsida; Solanales; Solanaceae
Exons: 1
Coding region: 1-453 (150 amino acids)
Source: RefSeq, a predicted model, not a curated record
AUGGAUGAUAUGAUUUUCACCAGAAACCAUCCAGGUAUGUUCAAUGACUUUAAGAAAGCUAUGACUAAAGAAUUUGAAAUGACUGACAUUGGUGAAAUGUCAUACUUUCUUGGAGUCGAAGUGAAGCAAAUAAGAGAUGACAUAUUUAUGUCUCAAAAGAAAUAUACAGAGCGAAUUCUGAAAAAGUUCAGAAUGCAAGAUUGUAAGCCUGUAGCCACGCCAGCAGAACCAGGCAUGAAGUUAAGUGUUGACUCAACAAGCGAGCCAGUUAAUCCAACUUUCUUUAAAAGCGUAAUUGGAAGUUUAAGGUAUUUGACUAUCUCACGGUCAGAUAUUAUGUAUGCAGUUGGACUGGUUAGCAAAUUUAUGGAAAAGCCAAAACAAGGUCAUUGGAUUGCCGCAAAGAGAAUUUUGAGAUACAUCAAAGGUACGGUGGAUCAUGGUCUCUUUUAG